This is a messenger RNA of Acanthoscelides obtectus, 1466 nucleotides long. NCBI's taxonomy places the organism in Eukaryota, Metazoa, Arthropoda, Insecta, Coleoptera, Chrysomelidae. The record is from the annotation of a GenBank genome assembly.
GGGCUUGACUCUUGACUUUUGUCUUUGACAGCUUUUUUGAGGUUAUGUUUACGUUCAAAGUUAACUCCCGCUACUUUUCAAUUUCGGGCAGUUUAUUUUCUCCAGACAAACUAAUAACAAUACUUCAAGAUGUUGGAAAGAGCGACAGUUGACUACCAAAACUUAUCCGAAAGAUUCGCCGAGCAACCCUCGAACUACAGUAAACAAUAUUGCAGUAUAUACUUGAGCCGGUUGAAAGCUAUGGAGGAGUUUUUGAAAGAAAGAGUCAGCGAGACAUGGGGUGACAAAUACCCAAUAUGCAAAUUAUAUAAACUUGUGGAAGAGAACUAUGAUGAGUGUGUUGUAAUUGGUACUAUCUUCAAAAAUCAAAAGUGCAAACCAUCGAUUUUGAGGCAACUUGCUGAAGCCAGUCAACUUGAAAUGCAACCUGUUUUUAGCCGUCCUGAUGAAACCGACCAGUUAUUUAUUGAAGACGAGUUGCAAAGAUAUCAUUUAAUAGGGAACAUUGAUAGUAAAACAUUGGUCACUGGAAUUACCUGCGCAUUACUAGGCAGUGAUAUAGGCAAGGGCAAAUUUCAAGUGAGAGAAUAUUUAUUUGCAGACUAUAGACCACAAAUUGAUCGCCCAAUAUACAAUGAUGAUGUAUAUUUGGUGCUAGCUAGUGGGCUGGACUUUGUGAACAGUCACAAAUUCUUACCAAACUUGGAAAUGUUUAUUUUUUGGCUGAGUGGUAUGUUAGGAUGUGGUGACACAGUUUCCAAGGUAGCUAGGGUAGUCAUUGCCGGAAAUAGUAUAAAGUGUAAGGCAGAGGAACAUUUUUCAUCGAUUUCCUUGACAGCAAGGGUGCCAGAAUCCCAGGAUACAGUUGAAGCUGUAGCAAGGUUUGAUUCUUUCAUAAAGCAAAUCUGUCAGUUGGUAGCUGUGGAUGUUAUGCCAGGAAAACAUGACCCAUCCAAUCAUAUCCUACCCCAAAAACAGAUGCAUUUUUGUAUGUUUCCAAAGUCCAAAGUGUACAAAUCAUUUACUCCAGUCACAAAUCCAUAUUCUUUUUCUUUGGACAAUUUAAGGAUUCUGGGGACAUCUGGCCAGCCUAUAGAUCAAAUACUGCACUACUCUGACUUGGAAGACCCAUUGAAUGCUAUGGAGAGGUGUCUACAAUGGAAUCAUUUAGCUCCCACAGCACCAGAUACACUUGGUUGUUUCCCAUACUAUGAUAAAGAUCCAUUCAUAUUAGAUGAUUGUCCACACAUAUUUUUUACUGGAAACCAGUCACAAUUUGAUACUAGGAUAGUUACAGGAGCAAAAGGUCAGGCUGUGAGACUAAUUUCUGUACCACAAUUUUCCUCGACAUUUGAAGUUGCCAUUCUCAAUUUGAAGGAUCUUAGCUGUAAGCCUUUUUCUUUUAAGAUACACACAUCAUGAGUAAACCAGUAUUUUUUUCAUUAAUAAAUGCCUUUUUCAAUUAA